Molecule: messenger RNA, 2418 nt
Organism: Tuber aestivum (summer truffle)
Lineage: Eukaryota; Fungi; Ascomycota; Pezizomycetes; Pezizales; Tuberaceae
Source: the annotation of a GenBank genome assembly
CAGCUCGCGGUUAUCCCUCAGAAUAAGGCUCACCCGUGGUUUCGGUGGCAUCGUGCAGUGAGCGAAACCACACCGACCGUUUCCUGGAAAUGGACAGGAUCUAAGCUGGCUAUUGGAUGCGUUGGAGGACCGGCGAAUCAAGCCUUUUUUUUCUCCCCCUCUGGCCUAUUGCCGGCGGUCUAUAAUACCAUCGUGACGUGACGUGACCUCGACUGCUGGCUGCCCGGGUCCCGCCAAUCGCCAAGUCUUACAAUUUCAGCCACAUCCGGAUAAUGACUUCUUGCAGGACAGCACCAAGCACAGCAUGGGGAAGGAUCGGAGAGCAAAAAGAAAACAAGGCGGAAAAAAGAAAAAGGGACGAAAAAAGAAUAGAAAAGUGUGUGUGGGGUGGUCCCAUAUCAACAUGGGCCAAACAAGAAAAUAGAUGUUAAAGAUCCAGGUGGACCACCUGUAGAUGAGCUGUUGGUUGGUUCCUCCACCUUUCAACACCAAUCCUUCCGUUCACCUGGACUCCGCCCUCUAGCCACACUGAAAGAGCUCUAUUAAAUGGCUUCCUUCGCCCGUCAUCCCUCACAUCCUUAUAAUCGGCAUCAACACAAUCCGAACCCUUCUCGCCGACACGGUCAAGACAUGGAGAUGCAGCAACCCCGGAGCCAUGGGCGGAAUCAUGGGAAGAUUGAGAGGGACGUCACCUCGCCAAUACCGGACCCUGAGUUGACGAGGCCGGGGAGGCGGGGUUGCAAUCCUUUCCGCGCUUUCGUUAUCAUGUUGAGGAGCUCGAGUAGUCUGGGCGCUUGCACUAACGUUCGUUCAAAAAUUCCAUCCCGUCUUCCUCUGCGAUAACGCGAGUGGGGUAGGCUAAUGGUGUUUAGGUCCUCUUACCCUUUGUACCUGUUGGUUUGGUGCUUCACUGGUUGAAGCCUGAUUUGCAUUUAUGGAUAUUUUUAACCAAUUAUCUAGCUAUGGUUCCCAUGGCGAACUCGUAGGGCCCCGUCACGGGAGUAUUUGUAUUAAUACCGUACUAACCUUGGCUCAGACUAGCAUUCUCGAGCGCCCAAUUCUCUCGAAGGCUCCCGAGAGUGCUUGGCGUUAUAAUCCAACUUACUGUCGCUUCCGCUGUCGAGGUCAUUCUAUGCCUCGUUCUACUGUUCAAGGUAACAUAAUAUCAAUAUCUUCUUUGGCAAGUGUGUCUAACGAUGGUAGAACGAAUUCCAAGUCAUCCAAGCGGCUAUCAUAGGCAGCAUGUUGGCCAAUCUCCUCCUCUGUACGGGCCUCUGCUUCAUCGUCGGUGGGAUCCGCACAAAGGCACAAGAGUUCAGCGAAACCGUGGCAGAAACCGGUGGCGGGUUACUCCUAGUCAGCGUAGCAUCACUGAUGCUCCCAUGUGCCUUUUACGAGUCAAUAUCCGCAAUGAACCGCCUCACCGCGGACGAGCUCAAUCACAAGAUCCUCCACAUAUCUCGCUUCUCGGCAGUACUACUGCUGAUAGCCUACGCCACCUAUCUCUUCUUCCAGCUCGCCACACAUCACUCCGAGUUCGACCAGGCGCUCUACGAGAGCGCGCAGAGGAACAAAGACCGGGCGGACAAUGUCCGCCGGGAAAACCUAACGGUUGGCGAGGCGGCAUUCAUGACACUCAUUAGUUUGACGUUCGUCACGUUGCAUGCGGUGUUCCUGGUUGAAGAGAUUCAUUGGAUUGUCUCGCACAGGCAUGUGUCCGAUGCCUUUAUGGGGUUGAUUUUGGUACCGCUGGUGGAAAAGGCUGCUGAGCAUCUCAAGGGAAUUGAUGAAGCGUGGGAUGGUAGAUCGCCCCUACCUCCCCCCACCACCACUUCACUGACACUCUACCUUUCCAGACGCGAUGGAUUUUGCGCUCUCCCACCUCCUUGGUUCGACCAUUCAAACCGCCCUACUCGUCUCCCCGAUAAUAGUUCUGGCCGGUUGGAUAGCACACAGACCCUUCAACCUCAACUUUGAAGUCUUCAUGGUCAUCGUACUGGUUUUCUCAGUCCUCGUCGUGGGGAACUUUAUCAAGGAUCGGAAGAGCAACUACCUGGAGGGCGCGCUGUGCGUUAUAUUUUACAUCAUGAUUGCGUAUGUUUCCCCGCUCUCUGAUAAUAGAAUAUCAUAGUAACGGACUUUUAGCGUUACAACGUGGUAUUAUCCGAGCCCGGAGAGUAUGGAGGAGGGUCAUUAAAGCCCAAGCCCGAUUCAUUUCCCUUGCUGUCUGUCUUGGCUUAUCCCGGGAGUUGGUGUUUUCCCCUUGUUUUUCCCUUUCUUCUCCCUUUGCGAGGGUAUGGCAUAUCACUUGUAGUUUGUGAUUUCCCGAGCGAAUUUCUUGUGCAAAUACACGCAACUUUAGCCUUUCCCCUUUUUUUAGUUUAGAUCAGGUAACACAAUAUAGGAAUUGUUGACCCG